Pseudomassariella vexata is the source of this 621-nucleotide messenger RNA. RefSeq lists its product as uncharacterized. Lineage: Eukaryota; Fungi; Ascomycota; Sordariomycetes; Amphisphaeriales; Pseudomassariaceae. The transcript is spliced from 2 exons. The coding region runs from base 1 to 597 and encodes 198 amino acids. The record is from RefSeq and is a predicted model, not a curated record.
AUGUCAAAUACUCCCAUGAGCCUUGGACGAUUACUCCCCCAGGAAUCAUUGUCCCGUAGACGCACUCGUGGACCAAGGCAGCAGUCCCUCACAGCUCUUAGCCCUCAGGAAGGAUUUGAGGACCGAACAAACCGACGCCCAAACUCGGUAGACAUUGGACUAGCCAUUGAUGGCAAAAUCGUGGUUGAUCUCGAUGGAUGGCUAGACUGUGAUGAACGUCUCCUCACAGACCCGCGGCAGUUAUCACACUGUACCCCAGAUGCCUUCUUGCUGUUAGGAGGGACGCCUUCGUCGCCAAUUGGAAGAUAUUCCGACUCAUUUCACCUCUUGCGCCGCCAUCAUGCAAAAACAGGGCUCUCUACCUUUACAUAUCGCAUAGUAACCGAUAUUUCCACACCCCGUCAUCUUUCUGGUUAUUGGGCUGGUCGGGGUACCACGACCAGGGAUCCAAACAGUGAUUUUAUCAAGCAGAGACGCCGAAUACAGCGAAUUGCGCUUGGCGAGAACAGUCUAGUUUUCAGCUCUGAAAAUUUCUUCUCUGUCGAUCUUCCUCUCAACAGUAGCAACUCUGUUGAAGAUUGCUCCGCAAAUUGGUAAGGCUUUAGGGAACAUAUGCCAAAU